Molecule: messenger RNA, 1400 nt
Organism: Notodromas monacha
Lineage: Eukaryota; Metazoa; Arthropoda; Ostracoda; Podocopida; Cyprididae
Source: the annotation of a GenBank genome assembly
AGAGCUUCACUGCGCGAAAAAAAAAUUGUUACGAUGGUGUAUCAGAAGCCGAAAGAAGAGGGAACGUGCAGUGUUCCCUUUCUCAAAUACGUCCUGUUUUUAUACAACUUCGUCUUUCUGUUUCUCUCGGCCGGAGCGGUGAUUGGUUUCGGCGUGUUCACAAUCAUGACUAAACACGAGUUUGUGCAUCUGAUCGAGUCCAGAACGUAUCCUUCGAUUGCUUACCUGCUGAUUUCGUCUGGGAUUCUGGUGGUGAUUGUCGCAGUGAUUGGGUGCUCCGGGGUUUUGCGAGAAGACCGAAGACUGCUUUUGACUUACAUAUUUCUGCUGAUGGUCUCAUUGAUGCUGAGCAUGUUGGCAGCCCUGUUGGCUUUCAUUUACUCUGGCCAAGCCCAUCUGGAUCUGACCAUGUCACUCAACAACACAAUGAUGCGAGAUUAUGGAUUGGAUUCCGAUCGGACUGCGUCAAUAGAUCAACUCCAAAGAACUUUCCAUUGUUGCGGUGCUGGAAAAUUUGAGGAUUGGCAGUACAGUGAAUGGCGAAAGAGCGGUUUGGCAGAAAGGAACCUUGUGCCAGAUUCAUGUUGUCGCACUGAAACCCUUCAUUGCGGGAUUCGCGAUCACCCCUCUAAUGUUUACUACGAUGAUUGUGCCUACGCCUACCAGAAGAACAUCCAAGAGCACUUGGUGAUCCACAGAGCUGUUGGCUCCGGGUUCGGAUUGAUACAAAUGGCGGGAAUCUUGCUCUCCUGCGGCCUCUAUGUCAAGCUCAGGGAAUUCUACUACAACUACUGAAAUUCAAUGCUUUCAAUAUGAAACGAAUCCUCGCAGUAUUCAAGCAGAAAAACCAAUUAGAUACCAAAAAGAAAACGAGAGAGUGCGAGAAAAAGGGAAAACGUGGAUCUUUUUGCUGUAGUGAUGAUUGACAAUGAGUAGAAACUGUACGAUGCAAAUGCUGGAAUUUUUAGUCCGUUAAAAAAAUAUACAUGCAGUACAGUAUAUAUAUACAUAUAUAAAGUAUAUAUAUAUAUAUAUUUAUAUUUUUUUCGGCUUGUAAAACGCAGGUUUUUUUUUUUUUUUUGAAUCGUCUAGUCACGUGAUACUGGGAAAAUGUUCAAGGCGAAACAUUCGUGUAGAAAUGUCUGGUCAAAAGUUUUUUUUUCUUUUUUUUUAUACAAGGUUUUUUUUGUGUGUUUCUUCCUCUCGGCUGGAGCAGAGAUCUUGUGAAACCGGAACGACGCUGUACAUAAUUAUUACUAAUUUUUUUUGUAUUGAUUGAUUGCGCGCAACUUACCAAUGAUUUGUACGCCUAAAGACUUUUUUGUGCCAAAAAGAAAAUUUGCUGGAAGGAUGAGAUUUCGUGCCAUUGCGAAGUAAUGAACUGUUUCCUGAACACUGGA